This is a messenger RNA of Aspergillus tanneri, 1902 nucleotides long. RefSeq lists its product as uncharacterized. The record is from RefSeq and is a predicted model, not a curated record. The transcript has a single exon. The coding region runs from base 1 to 1902 and encodes 633 amino acids. NCBI's taxonomy places the organism in Eukaryota, Fungi, Ascomycota, Eurotiomycetes, Eurotiales, Aspergillaceae.
AUGAACAGGUACAGUCCCAUGGAUUAUGAAGCUGCAGAGGCCUUGCUUCUUCUAUCUCGGGCACCUAUAGUACAUGGGGUGAACUCCAACAGCGGUACACGUGCCAUCAGACAGGAAGGGCUUGUCUCUCAAUCUGGCCGUGUGUAUCUUGGAAAUCCAGGAAAAGAACAACGAGCACAGACUUAUCCCGCUGUCAAUGUCAUCACAGCACAAGAUAUUCAUCCACCACAGCCCAUACCACCUGCCGAGGUUGGGCGCAAGCCAAACACAAUGACACCCGACCAGGCUUUGCAGGCAUAUCUUAUUCGACAACAGUUUCUGGCGGGCAUUGCUCCUCAAGACAUGAUUCCCAUGAGAGGACACAGAGCUGGUCAGCCUCAGAGACGAGUGCCUGGUGUCGUCAGCAAUGCAAGCAUCCCACCUGUGGUGCAGAUAACGAACAAUGGGAUCGCAGCUCCAUACAUACCACCUGCGAGGUUCAACGGCGUGAUUCAUCCAUUCCCAGUCUUGCAUGAACGGACCCGUCCUAUGCAAGAAAAUGCUCCCAGACAGAUGCCAGACACGAGCGAUAGACCUGAUACUGGAACUGCAGCACAGCAAGCCCCUAUACUCCCUGUCGAGCCUAAUAGGCCGUCUGAUGCUCGAAACAGAAAUCAGCAAGCUAGGCGCCUUGUCAGACCUCGCCGUCAGCGUGUAGUCAACGAUGCACAGGUCAGCCGCAACAAAGUCUCCAGCCGUGAAGAACGGGGCGUUUUCAGUCAACUUCAUCGAGUACGGGCUCAUUUCCAGCAAUCCCUGAAUGGUUUGCCGCAUACUACGCCUGGCAACCCACCAUCACAAGAAGCUCCUCCUGGCAAUGAGACUCGGUGUCAAGAAGAAAACCCGAACCAGAACCCUUCGCACAAUGGUUUUGAUAUCCUCAAAGCUUUCUCGGAUCGUCUGGAACUGUCUUUCAUGCUUAUCGACUAUCUGGGCCCCCUCGAUCUCAUGAAUUUGUACACCGCGUCCAGGCCACUGCACUAUUUUAUCAAGUCACAUAUGAGAAGAAUAAUCCUCUGCCAAGCAGCGCAGAAUGCCCCUGAAGCUGCACUUGCGUUUCCAUUUCGUUGCUACCCAAAGCAGUGCGUCAGGAGCCUGAAACGUUCGCUGGUUAUUGGGCCAAAGGAAGAGAAUAAGAUGAGAUAUGUACUUAUUCCUUCUUUUCAGUGGCUGUUCAUGAUUAUACACCGCGAAACAAUCAUCGAAUCCAUUAUCCAAUGGAUGGAACGCAUAGGGCAUGGACUACCCAAACAAAGUGCGUCCGCGCUGAGAAGGUUGUGGUUCCUCAUGGACAUACCAGAUAACAAGCGUCGGACAUGGACGGUCCAGAACCCAAGGUUGUGGGAUGGUCUUAAUCUCUUCUUGGCGGCGUUUUUCAUGAUUCAACUCGACAUAUUGAUGCAAGAUCGAGACGAAAACCGUAUCGGUGGCGGACUACGGCGUCUCAUGAUGGCUCAUCCUAGCUUGGAGUUCGUCUGGGAUGUACUGAGUGGUGCCGCCUUGGAGACUGAGCAUGAGACCCUCCAGUCAUUUGUGCGCUGGCGCUACAAACCUAGGCCCCAUGAGGUCGGCAGGUAUGUCUAUGGAGUCCCUCCUGAAGAGGUUGGGCUGCUCCAUUACGAGGGAUAUGGUCGGCAUGGGAAACGGAUGAAACUGUACCGACCUGAUCAUCUUCUUUUGAAAGAGAUGAAGCGCAGAAAGAUUGAUGUUCGACAGAUAUACAAGGAUGUCUUCCUAUUAGAUGAGGUGGAGGAAUACACAAACAAGGACACUAUGGCGUGGGACGAAGCACUCAGAGAUGAGACCGAAGGAACAGAGUCUGAGUGGCUGAAUGCGGUGAACCUGGAUCGUUUGGGAGCUUGA